AUGAUGGGAGAAGUGUUUUCUAAGCCGCUUCCUAGCUCAACAGAUGGAACCAAAGAAGAGCAGCUCGCCUUCCUUCUCAAAGGGGUGUCAGCCAAACUCGAUAAAGAUGAAGCGGAUCUCCACGAAAUACUCCGACAACCGGACACGGCCGAGAAGAAGACGGUUUCACACAUAAUUCGUGCUCUGCCCUGGCAUCGAGGGUAUCACAUGGACGACGAAGCCAUCUCAAGUGCUGUAAACGACUUCUUUGGUGAGGAUCCAAAGUCGCCGAGCAGCCCUCGAUUGGGCACAUCGCCGAGUACUCUCCCGGGAAACAAUCAAGCCGGCGAGAUUGAAGAGCAGAAAUUAUUCAUGUAUGUGGAGCAUAACACUGUGAUUCGGAUUGACACGAGGGCUUGUGACGUUCUUGUCAAAGGCUUAAUUAAAGCCAACGAUGACACUUUACAGAUGUGGAAAUACAACUUCAGCCGCAAGGGCAUCAUUGCAGAUGUGCAGAAUGUAUUCGGCUGUGAGGAUGAACUGAAUUGGCUUAACUGGUUCUCUGACAAACUCUUGGAUGUUCUCUGUAGUUCGGUCGUUGACCCUUCGACGCUAGAGAUUAAUGAGCUAGUAUACCUUCUGAGCGAAUUCCAGGGAGACAAGAAUGUAGGUGACUACAUUAAUCAGCUCAUCUCGCCAUCUGCUCCCAGCUCAGGUCAACAGAUGGCUCCUGCCCCUAAGGAAACUAAAGAGCAGCUUGCUUUUCUUGUCAAAGCGGUAUCGGCCAAACUCGAUAAAUAUGAAUCAGAUCUCCACGAAAUGUUCGAAGAACCUGAAACAGUUGAGAAGAAGAUGGUCCCAGGGAUUCGUGCUCUGCGCUGGGAGAGAGAGUAUCGUGUGGGCGUGAGUCAUAACGAAGAAGGGAUCUCAGAGGCUGUGAACGACUUCUUUGGUGAGGAUACAAAGUCGCCGAGCAAUCCUCGGGCCGGAUUCAAGAAACUUAUCAAUAUCGCUUUGAGUAGCAUUCUUGGGAACAACCAAGCGGGCGAGAUUGAGGAGCAGAAAUUCUUCAUAUAUGUGGAACAUAAUGCCGUGAUCCGGAUUGACAUGAAGAUGUGGAAAUACAACUUCAGCAGCUCGGAUAUUAUCGCAGAGCAGCAGAAUGUAUUUGGCUAUAUUCUGUGCACUUCGGUCGUAGACACCUCGACGCUAAAGAUCGACGAGUUGGUCUAUCUUCUGAGCGAAUACAGAGGAGAUGCAGACGUAGAGGCUUAUAUGGACAAGCUCAUUGCAAUAUGGACCAAGAUGGACAACGUUCAAGAGAUGCUCAUCUCCCGCAGUCCGCUCGCAAUCAGUUACCGAAGCGCAAACUUCCAGAAUGCCGCAUUAAAUCGUCACAAAGCCAUCACGCCACCCGCUUCCAGUUCAAAUCAUCAGGUAGUUCCUGCGCCUAAGCCGACACAGGUAGUUGAACAUCCCGCGGGCGAGCACAAUUGA
Serendipita indica DSM 11827 is the source of this 1476-nucleotide messenger RNA. The record is from the annotation of a GenBank genome assembly. NCBI's taxonomy places the organism in Eukaryota, Fungi, Basidiomycota, Agaricomycetes, Sebacinales, Serendipitaceae.